This is a messenger RNA of Cylindrotheca closterium, 354 nucleotides long. The record is from the annotation of a GenBank genome assembly. NCBI's taxonomy places the organism in Eukaryota, Bacillariophyta, Bacillariophyceae, Bacillariales, Bacillariaceae.
AUGGGGAAGUCUACAUCACUGAAGGUUGUCUCAACGACUGCCAACAAGGUGGGCGGGUCCACACCCAAAUCGGUUGAUUUAGGUCAACCUAAGGACAGGGAUCCUACUGUCAACAAUGAUUCGGAGAUUCGAGAGCUGAUCGCAUCUCUCCCACCACUGAUCGACUUUGGGUUAUCUACUCACAAAUUGAUUGCUAUCAGGUACAACUAUAAUUCAACUAAGAUUUUGUUUGGCAACUCCACUUUCAAUCAAUGGAUGGAUAAUAAUAAUAAAUCUGAUGCAUUAAUCAUGUUAAAACUAUCUCAAGUUUCUAGAUUGCCGUUAACGGCUGUCAUGGCCAUUUACCAUACGGAG